This is a messenger RNA of Pieris macdunnoughi, 2466 nucleotides long. NCBI's taxonomy places the organism in Eukaryota, Metazoa, Arthropoda, Insecta, Lepidoptera, Pieridae. The record is from the annotation of a GenBank genome assembly.
AUGUGCAAAUAUACAGUUUCAAAACCACAUCACAGGUGUACGGGAUUUGAACACAAUCUCACAGACAAUGAUAUCAAGGAAAUUGUAGACAGAAUAAAUGAAAAGAGAAAUUAUGUUGCGAUGGGAUAUUUGAGAGGGUUUCCUCAAGCCGCAAAUAUGAAGAAAAUCACAUGGUCCAGUGAAUUGGCGGAGAUUGCCCAACGUUGGGCAAACCAGUGUGAUCCAUCCAUUAUGCCGGACAAAGAGGACGAAUGUAGAGAUUUAGAAGGAACGAAAGUUGGACAAAACAUAGCAACUGUUACGGGGGUAACCAACGAAUUGAAUGUGAAAAAUUUUAUCGAUAUAUGGUUUAUGGAAUCGCUUGCUUUUAGAGGAAAUGUUGUGUACUAUAAUUCGUCAGAAAAUAAUAAAUGUAAUAAUUUCGUACAGUUAAUUUGGGCCCCAACAAGCAAUGUCGGUUGCGGAAGAGCCGCUUUUCAUAUUAGGAUGAAUGGUAUCCGUCGACGGGUUGAUAGAUUGGUUUGCAACUUUAUGCCUAAAGGAAAUAUUAAUCGUCGUCCCAUCUACACUAUUGGUUUGCCCGCAACGCAGUGUGUUGAGCGUUUGGAACCGGAUAAAAUGUAUCCAGGGCUAUGCUCUCCUGAUAACGAGUUAACAACGCCAACUAGUUUGCUUAUUAAUCCAGUCACGAGUGAAAUUGAUCCUAUCAGACAUCAUCAUAACGAUAUGGUAAAGGAUUUAAUUAGCGGUCAAAAUACUGAAAACAGUAAAAAAGAUUAUGUUUUAAAGAGGGAUAAUAAGGAGGUACGCUGGAGCCCACCUAAUGCUGGAAGAACUGAGAGUCAUAUUAUCCAAAGGGAAAGAGGGCAUUCCCGUAUAUAUCAUAGUCAUGAUCACACCGAUGAGUUUGAUUACCUGCAUCCAGAUCAAAGUCAAUUCAGAAAAUUCGAUACCGCAAGCCCUAUUCCGGAAUAUUAUUCAACUGGAUUUUAUAGAAGAAAUCGCGUUCAACAAUGCACUCGGAAAUCUGAUACAAAGAUUUCAAACGAUUACGUGUCACCCACUUGUUGGUCUUCAUUUAGUCCACUAAAGCUGUGUACUAGGGGACAGAAUAAUAAUUGUGCUGCAUACGAUCAAAAAAUUGAUACUACUACCAAACAAUUCUUUUGCCAGAAUACACAAAAUCUUUGCCAAUGUCAAUCUUUAACCUCAGUUCAUCUAUCACCAUGCCUUCAAAAUAAUAAUUGUGAAUGUAUAACGGCUGGUCAACACUCAAACAACUGUCCGAUGAGGAGAAAUUUGGAAGAACACAGGCCAAGUAAAAUCUUAAUAGAUGAAUAUAAAAAACCUUACGAUAAGUAUGUUGCGAAUGAUUACAGCUUGUUUGAUACACCAAAAACAGAAUUAAAAUUCAAAGAUAACGAAUUUCCAAAAUCAGAUGUACCUACACGAUUUUUAUUACGCAAAUCCAAAAAGUUGCUCGAUUCAAGUGAAAGAAAAAGAAGAGGAGACAUUACUUUUAAACCAUUUUGGCAAGAAGAUGAAUUUGAUAAAAAACAGCACCAAUUAAAAUCGAUAAGAUAUACAACGUUAGGCUAUACUAAAAGAACACGUAAACGGAAACCAAUAAAAUCAUCUAAUACACAAAACCUCGUUAAAGUGACUGAACCAAUUACAAUAUCCAUGAAUGUAAGCCAUAAAAAAUUUGCCACAGAGAAGUUUUUGUCAUUCGAUGAACUGUUACGGCUAAGAAAACUUAAUACUGCUGAUAUUAAUGCACGUCGUGCAGAUGAAUCAGCACCACCCCAAUCUGAAGAAACCGCCACACAAACCGAAUCCAGCACAUCAGAGUAUACAGCAAAUACACCUUUUAUACGUUUAAAACAUUGCACGAGAAAGUUAACGUGUACUUGGACCGCUGCAUCGUUAGGGGAUAAUGAAGGAAAUGCGGAUGUUGGCAAUAGAGGCUCUCGAACUCCUCCUGGCUAUGUUGAAGGCUGCACGCGAACUUCAACUUGUACACGUGACUUCAUGAAUCGAAAUAAAAUGGACACAAUCCCAACACCCAGUGCUGAGCCUGAAAUUGAAGAUGGAAGUGAUGAAGAUUAUUGUGAAAAACGAUCAUUAAAUGUAAGAAGGGAUUCAAAGCUACAAGAAAUUUUAAAUGUUUCCCCUUACACUAUUCUACCUUUUGUACAGAAUAAGGACAAAGAUCUUGCUGAAAGCAAACACGAAAGUAUAGAAUCGGAAACCUGUGAAUGUGAAAAUGAUUAUCUCAGAAAUAAAAAAAUAACUAGUGAACAGAAAUUUAUUAAGAAAAGAGAAUCUGAAAGUUACGGUUCAUUGUCGUAUGGAGAUUUAUUUUAUUUAGUCGUGAAUAAACUGAUGAAAAAUUGGAAUUUAAACAAAAAAAUACAAUCAGACAAGUGUUCAUUUUUUGAGCAGGUCGUUGUUGAAGUUGUGUGA